AUGGGGUUCACCUCAAGUCUCGCGGACACCUUUGGCAUGUUGUUUCUGGGUGUCUCAAUUUCGGGCGUGCUCCUUGGGAUUACAUGUCUUCAGAUGUUCCCUCAAGAAUCUGCGACCAUAAAGCUAAUCGUCGCUUUCAUGGGAGCACUCGAUAUCAUGGCGUAUGCGUUCAACAUCCAUGCUAUUUAUCACUACAUGUUUUCGAUCAACUACUUCGAUCUUGAGGCGUAUUUGAUACCAGUUUGUAUCUCGAGGAAGCAUAUUCAUCAGGCUGGUAAUGCGAGCGCUUUGGUGAAUGGUAUCACAGUGUCAAAGUUGAAGUCCUUUGAGCACGUGAAUCAAGAGAAUGCAAUCAUGAUCUACAUUCCGUUUUCUGUGGCUAUCUUUGACAACGCAGUGAUAGCUAUCACGACAACUUACUACCUCCGCCGUCAGAAAGCCCAUUUCCUACCGUUGCGCUCGGUGAUAGAAACUUUUUUCGCCUACUUGGCGCUCGAUACGUGCUUCGGCAAGGUAUACCUCAACAGCUAUAUGACAAUAAUGAAUGCGAGAAAGAGCUUGCGUCAAAACAGUGGGCAUGAUGUCCAGCUGAAUCCUGUUAUUCCCUCCGUUGUCUCUACGUUCGAAGGCAGCGCUGCAAGCGCAAUGUAUUCGCGCACAUCAUCUGCAACGUCGCCGAGAGAAGAGAGCUAG
Molecule: messenger RNA, 693 nt
Organism: Punctularia strigosozonata HHB-11173 SS5
Lineage: Eukaryota; Fungi; Basidiomycota; Agaricomycetes; Corticiales; Punctulariaceae
Exons: 12
Coding region: 1-693 (230 amino acids)
Source: RefSeq, a predicted model, not a curated record